This is a messenger RNA of Bufo gargarizans (Asiatic toad), 3377 nucleotides long. It is a transcript of the gene CCDC187, whose product is annotated as coiled-coil domain containing 187. Gene Ontology annotation, cellular component: centrosome. Gene Ontology annotation, biological process: microtubule anchoring. Gene Ontology annotation, molecular function: microtubule binding. The record is from RefSeq and is a predicted model, not a curated record. Bases 62 to 3205 code for a protein of 1047 amino acids. The transcript has 21 exons. NCBI's taxonomy places the organism in Eukaryota, Metazoa, Chordata, Amphibia, Anura, Bufonidae.
UGUCCCCACCUCAUUGUGCCCGGUGUGGGGGGUGAGAUCCGGCAGCUCGAGCCGCAGGAUCAUGUCUUCAAAGGAGGACUGGGACGGGACUGCCCUGGAGCCGCUCAGCCAUGUGCAAGAUGUAUCCCGUGCGUGGGACAGCCUUUUAGAAGCUAAAAAUGUGUUACAGAGAAUAGAGAACAAGGUUGAUGUGCAGAAUCAGCGUCGUAGACGGGCUCAGAAGGCACGCCGGAGGUUACAGCUUGAAAAGAAUUCGUUUUCUGGUUCGGAUUCCUGUCCUUCAACCGUCGAUGAUUCUUCCCAUCCAGAGAGACAGGAGAUCUAUCAGAGGAAACCUGACGAGACCUUCACGCUGCACAGUGAAGCCAAUUUUUUAUCCAAGAUGGAUAUACCUUGGGAUCUCUCGAGUAGAACAAGGCCUACACCAUUUCUGCAAGAAGAUAAACCAUCUAUUGAUAGUUUUCAUCGAUACCAUGUGAGUGAAAAUGUGUUGGCGAAGUCAAGCCAGGAAAAUUUAAGUAACGGCCAAGUGAUGGCUUUAAGAGGUUCCACAGAAGAGUAUGUAGACCAGGUCCUGAAACCUUCCAGUCUGGGUCUCCAAACAAACACUGCAGAAGACGAGAUGGAAGAAGUAGUCAAUCCCUAUCCAGCUGAGACCUUUCCACCUUCUGGAACGUAUAUUAGACCCAGUUUGUCCCAAGAGAACAUCACCUCCUCGCCUUCUACGAAGGUUGACCUCUACAUGGAGAAGCUUGAACACCUGAAGAGUAAAUCGCCCAAAAGCAAACUUGAAAAACUCAAAGAAAAGAUCCAGGAACAAAAAAGACGCCAAGAUCUCUCCAAGAGGAAUCCAACGAAACCUAAUCAGAAACCAGAACCCCAUGGCAAACCUCCCAUGAAAAGGAAAAUUUGCAAAGUGACCUUUGGUCCUCCAGCCCGCUGUCACAAAGGGUUUAGCGCUGGUAAUGCAGAAUCAGUCCCCAUCAAUAGUGAAGAAAAGGCUAUAAAAAGAGAGAAAGAAAAUUUUAAGACGUUCCCCAAGAAUGAAGGAGAUGUUGCCUUCAGAUGUUCCAGAGGGAAACUAAAAAGCAAGAGUCCGGUUACCAGAAAACUCUCCUUUCAGUCGCCAUCUCCGGAGAGGAACGCAAAACAUUCCGGUCUUUAUGGAGCUUCAGCAUGGAGAGAAGGACAGAGACUCGUCCAGAAGAUAUUAGGGCCAUCACCGGUCACAUUGUUGAAACAUCAUUCACCUAAGGCAGAUAACCUAAAAUCUAUGCAGACGGGAAGCUGCAGAAGAUGCCAGAAGAUGGGAUCACCCAAGCAGCAGCCCAACAGCGAUAAGUUUGUGAAAGGAAGAAUAGAUAGUGGUCAGGUCAGAGCUGAAGGACAUCAGUCAAGACCUGGAUGUGAAAUGUCUAGUAAAGAUCGAGAGAAACCAGGAAAUAGUAAUAGAUCAAAGAGUUUUUCUCCAAAAAGACCCCAUGCCACCACCAACAACAUGGAGAAGAGGCCCCUUGGAAAGGAAAACGUCGGGGACAACCAUGAGGUUCAACCCAAUGGUGACAAAAGACGAAAUUACAGCGUGGAGCAAAUCCGAGACUUCAUGAAGAAGAAGGCGGAGGAAAGACAGAAGAUGGAGCGUGAGAACCAGGUGAAGAUGAAGAAAGCUCUGCAGACGAGGAAGGAACAAUUGGAUAAUGUGAUUAAGAAGCAGAAAGAGGCUUUUCCACCAAAGAGAGGAGGCGGAAGCCCAACUGUGCCCUGGAAGAACGUCCGGAGACAACCUGGUCCCCUUGACUGUGACUUUGACUUAAAGGAGGUGGAAAAAGUCAGGAAAAACCUCUCUGAGUGGCUUCAUGUAACCUCCAAUGACUUACUGGGAGAAGACCAUAGAUCAAGCAACGGAAAAACUAAAAAACAGAAGACAGACAUCCCGUCAAAGGAUGAGCACUCCAGCCCACUCCGAAUUCAAGACUUGGCUCCCGUUCCCACCAUAAGCCAAGACAUCCAGGUCAAGGAUGUUAUCUUCUCGAGAGAUCUGAGUGAUGAUGGCUUACCUUCUCAAAAAGCCUCUGACUUCUUCUCGCAGUGUGGAUCCCACCAGGAGCGUCUACGUGCAAUACUGACCACAGCUAAGGACCUGGGUAGGAGGGUUGAGCUGGAGUGUAACAAACUUGGAUCUCCAACCCUUGACCAACACACACAUGUGUCCUCACCUUCUCCUUGUUCACCUCCACAAAUGACGUCAGCAUCUGGUAAAUAUCCCAUUGUGGAUGAGCCCAUUGAUGGUCAAACUGAGAAACGUCUCCACGUAAAUAUAGGGAAGACCCCAGAAGAAAAGGAAUUCAUCUUUCCUACGUCUGUAGACUCUGCUGUGUGCUGGACCAAAGAUGGUACAAAAGUUUCUACUGGACCUUCUGAGACAUACAAACAUGGCAGGAAGAAAGAACACACAGAGAAAACCACAUCUCAAGCCAAAAGGCUCCAUCCACAAGUUCACAGCGAAAAACCACAGAAAAGUGGUUUCAUCCGUGGAUCUGCCAGCACAAGCCCGCACAGAGGAUCAGAUGGAAGCAGCCCGAAAUGGCGGAGGGAAACUUCACGGUCACCGCCAAGGCGGAAAACAGCGUCUCCUCGGAAAACGGCGUCUCCUCCACACAGCGAAAAGAAGGGGACGCGAGGAACACCGCAUCGCGAGGGAUCCUCCUCUCCAGGCAGGCGGAUGGAGAUAGCACCCCGAAUACAAGCUCAGCUUCAGCAACAAGAAAAGGACCUGGCUGCGCUGAGGCUGAAAGCAGAGACGGAGGCCGCGGAGGCUCAGAGGUGCCUGGAGGAAGUGAUGAGACGUCACCGCCACCAGGGUCCAGGGCUCGAAACCAGUUCUACCGAAACGGGCGGACACCGUCACCACAGCCGUGGUCAAGAAAGUGGAAAUGAUGGGUUCGGAGCUGGAUUGGGCGCAUGUAUGGAAUUUGACCAGCGCGGCGCGGGCAACGUCAGUCCGGUCACUUCGCACGGUACCACGAGUGCUGCACCUACUGAAACAAUAAGCCUGGAGCAUUCCUGGGAUCACACAGAACCGGCCACAGACUCCACCAGCAAGUGGAGUGAGGUUGGCGAGUUUUACGGUUCCCCGAACAUGUUCACGCGUUUCAGCCCUGGAGAUGUCACAGCAGUAUCUCCGAGAAGAGGAAUUGCGUGCUAGACACCAGACCGCUCUCCUCCGGCUCCGGGAAGAAGCUCUUAAAGAGAAGACCAAGGCAGAAUUGGCCCUGCUAAAUCACCAGAAGAUAUACUGGGAAACGAAGAACGAGCCGAGUAAAUUGGAAGAACUCCAGAGACAGGAGCAUGAAACCCAGAGGAGCCUGAAGCAAGAG